AUGGCUGCUCCUAACAGCUCUAAUGAACGCUGUUUUGGUGUUACAAACAUCAAAAAUCAAAUGCAUGUGCUCCUUGAUGAAGAUGAGCACAACUAUGAUGCCUGGCGUGAGCUUCUUCUCACACACUGCAUGGCUUUCGACGUCUCCGGUCAUUUGGAUGGUUCUCUCCGUCCUGCCAAUGCCAACGACGAUGCUUGGUUGAAACGUGACGGUCUGGUGAAGCUUUGGCUUUACAGCACCAUGGCGCCACCACUGUUUCGCUCCUCCUUCCAGACCGGUGGUACUGCUCGUGACGUCUGGAAUCGUGUGGAGGCUCAAUUCCGCAACAACAAAGAUGCGAGAGCCAUUCAACUCGACAACGAACUCCGCACAAUGGAGAUCGGCGACAUGACUGUUCGUGACUAUUGUCAGAAGAUGAAAUCAACGGCAGCUCUUCUAACCAAUAUUGGUACACAAGUCACCGACCGGACUCUCGUUAUGUACAUCAUAAAUGGUCUUAACGACAAGUUUGAUAACAUCAUUAACGUUAUCAAACACAAAGAUCCUUUUCCUUCUUAUGAGUCUGCCAAAUCGAUGCUUGAGUGGGAAGAGACCAGACUCAAGAAGAGUACUCGUAUCACUGCUUCACACUCAGACACCUCCUCGUCCUGGACUGCACUCACUGCUACGACCACACCAGUGCAGAAUCCACACUUCCGCAACCGCAACGGCGGUCACAGAGGAAAUCGCAGAGGAGGAAGAGGCAACAACAGAGGAAACAGAGGACAUUCCUCCUACAAUCGCAAUCCCUGGAAUGGACCACCGUUUUGGCCACCACCACCUCCGUACUGGAUGCCUCAAUACCCGCAGGGGCCACCAGCUCCGCGCUCAUUUCCUGCUCCACCACAGCAGGCCAACCUCGUUGAAUUUCCGUUGCAAGCUUACACCUCUAAAGCCAUCGCCGAUCCUUCUUCUACGGACUGGUACAUGGAUUUCGGCGCCACGGCACAUCUAGCCGCACAUGCAGGAUCUUCAAACACGGACAUCAAUGCUCCGAAGUGA
Camelina sativa (false flax) is the source of this 1041-nucleotide messenger RNA. NCBI's taxonomy places the organism in Eukaryota, Viridiplantae, Streptophyta, Magnoliopsida, Brassicales, Brassicaceae. The record is from RefSeq and is a predicted model, not a curated record.